Messenger RNA from Verruconis gallopava, 1146 nucleotides. RefSeq lists its product as uncharacterized. Gene Ontology annotation, biological process: barbed-end actin filament capping; actin cytoskeleton organization. Gene Ontology annotation, molecular function: actin filament binding. The record is from RefSeq and is a predicted model, not a curated record. The transcript has 4 exons. NCBI's taxonomy places the organism in Eukaryota, Fungi, Ascomycota, Dothideomycetes, Venturiales, Sympoventuriaceae. The coding region runs from base 78 to 875 and encodes 265 amino acids. Gene Ontology annotation, cellular component: F-actin capping protein complex; actin cortical patch.
CCCACCUCGAAUCAGCUACGCAACUCUGGUAGCUCACAUUUCGAACUUGAAUCCACUCAUUCAAAGUCGACACAAGGAUGUCCGCCAGAAAUACAGCACUCUCAGAUUUUAUAGCCUCAGCGCCGCCUGGCGAGCUCAAUAACGUCAUCACAGCUAUUAAAACGCUCUCUGGCGAUCCAAACGUGACCUCUACGCUCGGUCCGGCGUUGCAGAAAUACAAUGAGGACCAGUUCACGGCUGUGAAGUUACCGGGCGCUAGCCAACCUGUCAUCGUCAGCUCGUACAACCGGCUAGAGGACGGGAGGUAUUUUGAUGUUGAGAGCAAGAGCAGUUGGACAUACGAUCAUAUUGCGCAGAAAGCAUCAAAUGUUCAGUCUUACGUCCCAGAUUCUCCGCAUGACGAGCUAAUAAAAUCGCUUUACAAAUCCCUGUCGAAACACGUCAGCGAGCAUUAUCCUUCGGCUUCUCUCGGCAUCUAUCCGUCUUCUGACGGUGUACACAUCCUUACUGUCUCGUCCAAGUAUUCGCCCUCAAACUUCUACAAUGGCCGAUUUCGUUCGCACUACAUAUAUUCGCCGUCAUCCAACCAGCUAAGAGGUACCAUUACUGUUGACGUACACUACUAUGAGGACGGCAACGUGCGACUGCUUACAAACAAGAAGAUUGAUGAGACCGUGCGUGGUGACAAUGUAGCUGGGACUAUUGCUGCGGCAGAACGGAAGUACCAAGAGGAAUUGAACCGGGGAUUCAGUGGCCUGAGUGAGGGUGCUUUCAGAGGCUUGAGAAGGCAGCUGCCUGUGACUAGGGUGAAGGUAGAUUGGGAAAAGGUUAGCGGUUAUCGUUUGGGGCAGGACAUUGGUGGUACCAGGCGGUGAUGGUAAGCGAUUUGAACGCAUCUUACCGAAAAUCAUGGUACACUAGAUAUAAAAAAUAUUCAGAUUGCAGUCUGAUACCCGCAAAUUUAGCAAGAGAACUGCACUGCAGCUAGAUCAGCUAUGGAUGACUUCAAAAGAAAUGAUUUUUUAUUCGACGAGUCUCCCGCAUUUGUGUCCGAACGUUUUCUGACUUAAUGCGCGGAGCUCUGUAAAUACUGCUUGGCAGGAUAAUCUCAGAGCACCACAGCCUGAAGGCUGAGAAUUUACAGAG